This is a messenger RNA of Ooceraea biroi (clonal raider ant), 14255 nucleotides long. RefSeq names its product polypyrimidine tract-binding protein 1 heph (gene heph). NCBI's taxonomy places the organism in Eukaryota, Metazoa, Arthropoda, Insecta, Hymenoptera, Formicidae. The record is from RefSeq and is a predicted model, not a curated record. Gene Ontology annotation, cellular component: nucleus. Gene Ontology annotation, biological process: mRNA processing. Gene Ontology annotation, molecular function: RNA binding.
UUUUAGCGUUGCCCCUCUCUCACUCUUUUUCUGCAUCUCUCACUUUCUACGGUCGUCCGUACGGCGUGCCUACGGAUUUUAACCGGAUCUAUCGCGCGAAGUUUUCGCGGUUACGCGAGCUUCGAAGAGUUUCUCGUUGAUCGCCGUCUCAUUUUGCUGGUACUAUACUUCGUUUUUCUCUCGCUUCUGUUUCACAUCACCACGUGUUUCGUGGCACGCCACAAGCACGUUAUUCUAUUUUCGUCCUUACAUUUCUCUGACCUUAUUGUUAAUUUAUUCUGCCGGUGUGUGUUGUUUCUUUUUCUCACUCGUGCGGUGUUUACCCCCGGUGAAACGAACGAUCGGUUGAUGCAUAGACGGCGUACACAACGUGACGCGAUCGCACGUACAGUCGGGCUCGGUAUACCCUCGUGUGGGAGAGAGUCACAGUGAGAGGGGCAGGCGGAUAGAGAGAGACGGCGGCCGCACGUAGCUCGCAGGGAAAGGCGGAGAGAGGAAGGAGAGCAGUAGCUAGCCGGUGGUGCGUCGUCGUCGUGCGCUUCCUAACCUCCAAAACGGCUCCUCGCGACAAGCGACGCGUACGUACGUGCGGUACAACGGAGCGACGCUGCCACCUCGACGCGCGCGCGUGUGUGUGCCUGUGGCUCUCUCGUGACGUUGUCUUCGAUUCGUAACGAAUGAUCUGCAGUUUGCUGCUGUCGCUGUCGUCGUCGUCGUCGUCGUCCUUGUUGUCAUUCUCAUCAUAGUUCAAGGCGGUAUUUUCUGUCGCGUGUGUGCAACGUGCCAGCAUCCUUCGGCACAACGGGAGUAAAUUAAUCGCGAGGCGAAUAAUCGGGCAAAGAAGGAAAUCGCGAAGCCGAAGCUUUCAAGUUCCCGAGAGCUUGUCAAGAUUGUCAAGUGAUCGCGGCGAUCAGUGAGUGAGACGAAAGCGGAAACUACGUUGCUUCGACGGAUAUUUCACGGUGUUUGGCCAGAAGGGUUGCUGCUUUCAUCCUCUGCGUUGUCAUUGCCGUUGUCGUCGUUGCCUGGGAGCCUACCGUGGACACGGUAGGUCUAAUAGGCAAUAGAAUUGAUCUGUGUACAAUACACCAGCGGAAAAUUCUUGUGAGGAAUUUAGACAGUAUGAUGAUGGCAAACCUACCCCCUGUUAUGCUGCCACCUAUUACGGACUACGGGAUGCUGACGCCUACUCUUGGAAUAAAGGUAAGAAUUCCAGACCUUUCGAAUUUUCGUCCGUUCCCUACAGCACCGUUUCCGGUGGUGAGUGUCCAGGAAUUCCAGUACGCUCGCGGGACGGGCGCGUCCCUGACGAUGAGGGGUAGCGAUGAGCUUCUGUCGCAAAGCGGAGCAGUCAGCAAUGGUGCUUCAAUGAGUCCUCAACCUCAUCACGCGGCCGACAACAACAAUGACGCCAAGAAGGUUAAGCUCGACAAGAGUCACAGUGGCAAACCUUCGAGAGUCAUUCAUAUCAGGAAUAUACCUAACGAGGUGUCAGAGGCGGAGAUCAUCCAUCUGGGUCUGCCCUUCGGCCGCGUCACCAAUGUUCUCGUUCUCAAGGGCAAGAAUCAGGCAUUUCUGGAAAUGGCGGACGAGAGUGCUGCCGCGACCAUGGUGACCUACUACGCUUCCGGUAUGGCUCAACUCAGAGGCAGAGCGGUUUACGUACAGUUCAGCAAUCACCGUGAACUCAAGACGGAUCAAACGCACUCUAACAACGCGGUCAGUAGCCCAACAAAUGAUGUCGCCAACACUUCUGAGAAUUCGAACAGUCAAGUUGCGAUCCCUGGACAAAAUCAGGUAACUGGUGCCGGCGAGACCCAGGGUGGACCCAACACGGUACUUCGAGUCAUCGUCGAGCAUAUGCUUUAUCCGAUCUCGCUCGACAUCCUGUAUCAGAUUUUCACGCGCUUCGGCAAAGUCCUGAAGAUCGUCACUUUCACAAAGAACAGCUCCUUCCAGGCAUUAAUACAGUACGCGGACAUGCUGUCGGCGCAGACCGCUAAAUUCGAGGUUGAGAAAGCCGUAGCAUUAAACUUGCCGCUGCUUAAGUCGCUGGACGGGCAGAACAUCUACAACUCCUGCUGCACGCUGCGCAUCGACUACAGCAAGAUGCAAAACCUCAAUGUCAAGUACAACAACGACAAGUCGCGAGAUUACACCAACCCGAACCUUCCGACCGGCGACGCCAAUCUGGACGCGGCGUCGCUCGCCCUCGGCGGCGAAUUGCUACCCCAAUUGCUCAUGGGUGCUGGUUCCCAGCCACGUGCUAGGAUACCCGUAGAGUCCAUUGCAGGGGCACCGGGUGUGCUGCCCACGCCCUUUGCGGCCAUGCACGGCCUCCCCUCGCCCCUGGCUGGUCCCUACAACGGGGUACCUCCAGCCGGAGGACUGGCUGGCCUCGGCGGAUUUCCUCUCGGUGCGGCCGGGUUAGGUGUGCGGGUGCAGGGAAACGCGCAGGCAUCGGCUGUGCUUCUCGUCAGCAAUCUCAACGAGGAGAUGGUCACGCCUGACGCUCUCUUUACCCUGUUUGGCGUUUACGGGGAUGUACAGCGUGUGAAGAUCCUCUACAACAAAAAAGACUCGGCACUAAUACAGAUGGCCGAACCACAUCAGGCGCUUUUAGCUCUGACCCACAUGGACAAAUUAAGAGUGUUUGGAAAGCAAAUCAAAGUGAUGCUGAGUAAACAUCAAACGGUCCAGUUGCCAAAGGAGGGCCAGCCAGAUGCGGGCCUGACGAAAGAUUACACUAAUAGCACCCUACACCGAUUUAAGAAGCCCGGCUCAAAGAAUUAUCAGAACAUCUAUCCGCCGAGUGCGACUCUGCAUUUAUCAAACAUUCCGGCUACGGUAGCUGAGGAAGAGAUCAAGGAUGCUUUCACCAAGAACGGCUUCACCGUGAAAGCCUUCAAGUUCUUCCCAAAGGACAGGAAGAUGGCUCUCAUACAGAUGCCCAACAUGGACGACGCCGUGGCUGCGCUGAUCAAAAUGCACAACUACCAGCUCAGCGAGUCCAACCACCUCAGAGUGUCAUUCUCCAAAAGCAACAUCUAACAAGAAUCGCCACCGCACGAGCAGCAGUGGUACCAGCCCUACGCCCUAGUCCCCCUUUGGUCACCCGCUUCGGUCUACGACUGAUGGCCCUCCUGCAGUUGGAUUCGCAUAGGUGCUCGUCCGAUUCUGCGAGAGUUGCGAGGCUGCUGUUGGUCAGCCGUAUGGUAUGCGAAACCCAUACGGGACUGCAUCGCGCACUCAGACUUCAGCAAAAGCAACACACGUGGACAAGAGCUUACCUCGUCCGAGCGAGCUUAGGAUGCUUUCGAGGCCUUGCCCUUGUUGGGACAUCUUUACGGCGCGAACUUUACGGCGGUAUUUCCGGUCGAUUCUGUCGAUUCGAGGGUUGCUAGGGUGUUACGAGAUGUACCAGGGCUGCAAGCGCGAAAGCUGUGGAAAUGACGAAGAGAUGAAUUCGCGACGGCUUUCUCGAAGAUAGUUUCGGUGCUGGCUUUCGAGCACAAUUCAGUGCGAGAUUUCAUAAUUGUAGAAGCCAAGUGAGGCGAUAGGUGACAUUUUUAACGAGACAAGACGACGAAGGAGAGAGAAAGAGGACGCGUGCACGCGCGAUCGAUUGAUCAUUCUCAUGAAAGCCAGGACCGUCGCGCGAAGAAAGGUACACACACACAGAGAGAGAGAGGCAAAUGAGACGAAGAGCCUGGCAGUCAGGCAGCGUUACGUAGAGAAAGCAUGCCUAAGAGAGGAAAGAGAGAUUAGGAUGUAGACGGGAGCGAGGAAACGGCACAGUUCGACAUACAGUCCUCGACUCUUGUACAGAGUUUACGCUAGGGAAGAUAAGAUAUAUUAUUGUACGUGUAAAAUUCACGAUCGCGUGCGGCCCGAUCGGGUCGUACCGACCGAUCUACACUGAUUACGGUUAAGGAUUUUUCAAAGUUGCGUGGACACAAGGGCGACCGUCUCGGCGCCCGUGAUAUCAGUUCGGAAGCAGAACGUCUCCGUCGUCGACGUGCUCGUUCGACGAGCGAGCGAGCGAACCAACCAACCAACAUGGAAAGGAUGGUGCGCAAGGAUGAUCGCGCCCGACAAUCGUCCCGGUCAUGCUCGUCGUACGAUCACACGCAACGCGGCAGCCGAGAUCCGAGUGAACCAGCAGCGUUUCCCGCGAGACAAUCUUCAUUCUUCUGACGACCAAGAAAACGCGCGAUCGAGCGUACUUCGUGGCUUCCGUUCCGUUCGAGCAGACAAUACGAUCGACAAUGCUAUGCAUCGAGAAGUAUGACGGGAACGGCGUGUUUGCAUUAAUCGUGCGUCUAAGCAAGAAAAACGGCCAAUGUCACGGGACCCUUUCCAUGCUUUCGUGAGGAACUAUCAUUCCGCCGACGAACUUAUCGUCCUUGUUGAUCUUACGUUACGGAAUUUGAGCGGCGCUUGAGAAGAAACGAACGAAUCCGAAGGGAGAAAGAAAAAGAGACAAAAACGAUGCGACUAAAUUCAGAUCAGAUCAAACGGCCUUGAAAGUUUCUUUCUCGCAUUUGGAUUCGUUCUCGCGGAUGACGUUUCCAUGGCGUUUCGACGGAAGGUCGCGAUCCGUUCGUAAGGCGGAACCGAUGCAAUUAUCAAAGUCGUUCGUUGCGUGCUGAGAGCUACUCUAUUCGGGGGGACUCGACUGCGAGUGUGUCUGGCCCGCUCGACCCACGUUUAUGCUUCUCCGAGGACGUGUUCCUCGGAGGUACCUCCAGUAUUUUCGACAAGUGUCCGACACAGUCGAGCGCUUCUCUCUUUAGAAAGGGGUCGAGCGUGGGCCCGACCGCUUCGACCGGUCGAGAUGAAUCCUCCAUUCGUGAGGACCACGUGGCGCGACUGCGCGCGUUGUCGUACGGUCGUCGCAGGUGGCAUUUUUAUAAUUUGUACGUUUCAGUUCAGUGAAUAAGUAUUAUCGCACCCGCACACACGUAUCCGCGUCUUUACGAGACCGUACGGUUAUGCAGUUAUACAUACACGUCUACACACACAAAACACACACGUGCAUACACGUAAUCGCGCACGCACCGCGCGCGAGAUAAAUGUAUCGACCGCCCUCUGAUUUAUAUAUACGCGCAUACAUACACACGUACAGACAUACAGACAUACAGGCGCAUAGAUACAAGCGAAUACGCAAAUUUCUUAGUUAGAGUAGAUGCUUAGGCAUGUGUUAGGAUCUUAAUCGUAUAGUAAGCGACUAGAAAAAUAAUUGACUAGGAGAGGAAGGAGUGAACCGUUGAACAUAUCGCUAAUUAAAAGAUUUGCAACGUGCGGAGCGCGCGCGGAGUGUGCGUACCGUGCGAGGCGGAUCGGCGAGUACUGCUCGAGUACUGCCUUGAGGAUGAUUCGCGAUGAUGGAUACGAUAUCCGUGCGAACGGAAGGGGUGCGCGUUACUUCCUCCCUCUCUGAACGAAGGAUAGGGAUCCAUCGCGCGGCGCGGCCCGAUCCUACUACCCCCACUGAGAGUUCCUGAUGUCAAAGCAUUCCUUCGAUAGUCGACGAUCGCGAGAGAGGUUUUACGACGCCGCGCAGUUAAAGCAAGCGAAUGUCUCGAGCGAAUACCGGGCGUGUGCGAGAGACGAUUCAAGAGUUAUCGCACUCUUGCUUGCACGAAGAAGCGACAUAGCAUACAUAGACACGAGAGAAAGAAGCAAAGUAACAAGUUACAAUCGUAGAAUCGUGAAUCUGACGGGAAAUCCUUAAGUAAGCCGCGAAAAUCGGGACGAUUCUUGAGGAGCUUGAGACGUGAUCGCCGAAAAGCCGCGCGAGACCAAGUUUCAAUCGGGGGAGAAGGGUCAAGACUCGACGAUGAGUCCGCAGGACCGCGCGCGCCCCAGCAAGACCUACGGGUUUCUGUCUGAUUGACGUUCUGUUGGAGUCAAUUAAAUUUUACUGAUAUAACAUAACUGAUCGUAUAGAGACAAAUAGGGAGAGGGGAAAGCGAAAGAGCGCGCGUUGUAAGGAGACUGCUGUGCGAAGGCGUAAUUGAGCGAACGGAAGAGAGAGAGAGAAAGAGAGAGCGUGCGUGUGUACACGAAAGAAUGCAAUUGCGCGAGUGCGAGAGAAAGAAGAAGAAGAAAACGGAGUAACAAUGCGCGAUUUCGAUGGGCUAUAAAUUCUGCAGAGGGAUGGGAAGAAGUUUUUCGUACCGCGCAGCAACCAUUCGAGGCAGGGAAGUGACGAAAAUGUGAAACAAAGGCGAAUGCCGGCCCGGGUAUGUGUUGUUUGUGCCAAAGUAGGCUAGCCGUUAAAACUCUGUAGACCGGGAUCUCUCUUGGUGAACCGUGCGAACGGGGCAUCCUUGUCCGAUCGUGCGAACGUCGAUUCCCGGGGUUCCCAGUGCAGCGUAUCGACGACGAUCACCUCGUACUUGACGGAUCCCCGGGACGGAUCGGCGUCCCGCUGAUCGAGUACUGACCAAUCAGCUAGUUGUUUAGAGACGUAGCGAGUAGCCGGCAUGAGCGAAGGGGCCAGUCUUUAUCAUCUACGAUCUUGCGUGUAUCUUUUUUCCUUUUUCCGAUAUCUGGUUCACCGCGUUACCUACUACCGCGACUACUGCAUUUGUACAUUCUUCGAAGACGAAGUUGCUCCGUCUGCACACCUCAGACUGCAACGCCUCACGUUGCGCUCACGCGAGAGGUAUAUUCACGAGACUCUACGUGCACCGUAAGUAAUGAUCACGCGCGGAAACGCGUCCACACACGAUCACCCGAACACACAAUUAAGUACACGCGGACUCCAGCGCGCGAUGCGUGUUUUCACGGUGCCUUGCCGUAACAAUUGGCUCUCUCUGGCGUUUUUAACGAUCCGGAAUCUAAAGAAAUCUAAAGGCGUUCUCGGUUUCACGCGCGGAUCUUGAUUUUGUCCGUUUCAUCCCGAUUCGUCUCUCUGUACUCGCAAAUUGCAGCGACUCUUCCGCGUAUUGCGCCCGUGCGCUGGUGUUUUCGCGCUCGCGUAUCGCGGGAGCUUCCGUACAAUUCUAACUUCCGGCACGAUAUCGUCUAAAGCGUACCUGAACAGCAGUCGCAUAGAGUGCUACUACUCUACUUCGAGUUUUCAUAUCGUUUAUCGCGAAUCGCAACGUCGAGCACCCACCGUUCGCGCAAGAUUACCAAUUACAUUUUGUCACUCUGCUGGCCGUUUCUCAGCACAUUCCUUUUCGGCGCGUGCAAGUCACGCGUCCGCACACUCAAAUCCACCAUACACGCGCGCACACACACAUGCAUAUACAUAUAUGUGUGAGACACAGUACGAUGCACGUGCACAUGUACGUCCAGCGUUCUUUUCUUUCGUCGGGAUCACUUACAGCACGACGGCCUACCGUCGUUCGCAAAUCCUUUUUCCUUCAACAAAAAACGAUAUCGCACCACACUACUGGUGACAAUCAGCUCUUUUGCUCGCAAGGGGGAAUCGCGUGCGAGAGGGAUUCCCCCGAAGUUAUUGCCAAAGUAACUCGUUUCGCGAACGGCGCGAGUCGUUCUUUCGUAAGGGACUAUUACUAGUAGAAACGUUGUACCGGAAACGGGAAAGUUGUACGGGCUAUAGGUAUCUACAGGGUGCCCGACGUUAAAUCGCACAAUUUUUCUGUUUGUUCAACCCGCCGUCGCCGUACGACACACGUUUAGAUCGGCCUUCCUCCUUUUCCGCACGGGCGGUCCUCACCGUGAUAGACAGAAAAGAAGAAGAACAGCAACAACAAAAGGAGGCACCCUGUAGACGGAUAAAUCGACUAUAUCACUAGCUGGGUUGAGGGGGGCCGAGGUGAGGGUUGGAGUAGCCAGCACUCGCUACAUGGUGUCGUAGAUUAUUCAGACUCCGAAAUUUCCCCAGACUCGUGGAAAGCGCGAGGAAUCGACCGGUUGGAAUCGGUAGGGAUCGCGUUUGUCUCCACGUGAAGAGCACGGCGGUUUCCGGCAGAGUUUCAGGCGAGACUACGCUGGAAUCGAUACGAAGAGUGUCCGCAAUAUCUGUAAAAAUGAAAAGAAAUUGAUUGUCUUUAUUGCUCUUUCAGAAAACUUUUAUGCUGACGAGUAUAGCUUUCUAUGAUUGCGUAUGAUUUGCACUUGAUUGCGAGACAUCCGGAUGGUCCCGAUCUGACUCGGUCGAUCGCUCGGUACGUUGAUUCCGGAAGACGCGGGCGUGGAAAUCGGCGACACGGCAAUGCGGUGAAAUAUCGCACUCGGACCAAGGAAAUUCGGGGUCUGAUAGGGAGCCACGCAGUAGAGCUUAGCCUACACCUAUACCAAAUUCACACACUCACAUACACAUGCAUACACAGAGGGUAUACUUAAAACUAUGUAUGUUAACAUAGAGCAAGAUUGUACCCAUAUACAUCCACAUACGUACACACGCAUGGACAGACGCGGAGACACACACACACACACACAAACAACUCUACACAAACUCGCACGACUUUAUCUACUAUAUAUUUGAUAUAUCGCAUUGUAACAGGUGUGUCCAAAAUGCGCAGCGGCUGCAUCCCGAUAAUCUAUAUUUUAUUAAUAAGGGAUAAGAUCUUACACAUAGGAUUAUUAACGUUACGGAUUAUCGCAUAAAUUAGAAGAGAGAAGAUUAAUCUAUAUGAAUAUAUUGUAUAAUUGCGCGACGGGGUUCAAGUACACUAAGCGUGAACGACGGAGAUCACGCAAAGAGACGCACACACCCACCCACUCACACACGUGCAUAUACACUUACACGUACGCAACGAUCAGGUGGAGACGUGAGAUAUAUAUGUAUAUGACGAAUUUUAAAUGAGCUAUGUAUCUGUGCUAUCGUAGGUAAUAUCGUUGAAAUUCAGGAUACGAUCCGCUUGCCUAAUCGGGGCCUUAGGCGUCGUCGUUCGUAUAUACCGGGGAAGGAACAAGUCUAAAAAAAAGUAAAUGGACGCGAAAGAGACGUCGAGACGUUCGGCGCAUCGAUCCGUCGAUUUUAACGUCGAUUGCGGAUCGACUCCCCGUCCGACGUUCUCAUAUCAAAUUUUUUCCGUGUUCUAGAGUUAGGAUGCUGAGAUUAGGCGAAGAGGCGGUCGGUUGCGCGGCGGAAGUGGGCCACGACGGUCACGAGGAUCUCGAGGUUCCUCGCGAGUCGCUUCUCUAUCGACGAUAUCGAUCGUCAUCCAUCGUCGUCGUGCAAUCGGCUGCUUUUUCCAAGAUUCGGGGAACGGUUUGUGCAUGUUACACGGUACGGGCGGCUGGCAGCAAGAAAACACCUCACGGGCACACAGAGUACACGUACACAGACACAGACACAGACACGUGGAGAGGAGCGCAGCUCGAAAUUAAAAAUAAGUAUACAUUAGUUUAUCGCGAAGGGGGAAAAAGCGUUUAAAAGACACACAGGGUCUCCAGAGUGCGGACGGUGACGAAAAUCUUUGAGAUGGACAGUAAAAGAAGCGUUAAACGGGCAUCUAACGCGCGAAUUUAAGGAUCGCAGUAGCGACUGUAGUCCGAAUAUCAAUGUGCUGUAAUGUCGGAACAAUCGUAUUAUUAAGUAACACAGUUUGAAAGACUCUAAAGACUAAAACACAAGAAAAAGCAUCAGUAAAGUCGCAUGGAUCAUUAAAAAACCCUUUUCGGGCUGAAUACUUAUUAACUUUUCGAGUCAUCAAAUACCAAAUUGGGCUUCUUAGAAUUACGUUCAAGAAAGCGAUGCUUAAAUCGUGUUUAUUACUUGAACGUCUAUUUUCUCCGGCGAUUUAUUCGGUCGUUACCUCGACCCUUCGAUUAGGGUGCGCGGAUGAAGGGAAACAGACGCGAGAUUUCUUCCUUAGCGUCCCGACGAGCACGGAUGCGCGGAUUAUUCGUUGGUGUGCCUGUUGACUGAAUGACACCGCGAUUUUCUUGCCUGCUCUUACUUCCACGAGAAUUACGCUAGUUUAGAUCCUGAGGGUGCGAACACUCACGAUGCAGUCGGGAGGGUGGGACGGACUGUGGGCGAACGCUCCUCUCUCUGCAACGCGCGAACGAUCGAUGAGAUUCGCUUCGUGAUUUUCGCGAGAGCGAGAAGGAGAGCUGCUCGACCGGCCCUCGAGUCCCGCACGACGAGUCCUCGGCGGACUUCCGCUUUAAAAGGGAGCAACGAAGAGAGAGAGAGAGGGGUCUCGAUAUUGGAGCCACUAUCAAUCGUUUAAGUAGAGUGUACCGCUGUCGCUAUCAUCACGCCUAUGUAGCCGAGUAUCGCGAGGGAAGAGUACGAGCAUAGAGCACCGUAUAAUUCAACGGAGCCUAAUUUACGAGAUCACAGUAGAAAGAAGCAUAGAGAAGGAGAUUUUUUUCGCGAUCGAGGGUGUAGAGAAUGCUUGUUUCUUCUCGAUAGACGGCACAUUCGCAUUUCGCGCGAGCAACAGCUAAAUCGCGAGUGAAACGCUAAUACGUUUAUAGGUCGACGAGCGUCGUAGAAAUUAAUUAAGCCAGUAAUCGUUACGCCGAUGAGAAGCAUGAGAUGAUGAGAAGUGAAGGGAAGAAUAGGCGGGAGGAAGCGCAACCCCCGCACUGUGACGAGAAAUAUUAGCGAGAUAAAACGUUAGUAGCGUCUUAGAGUCGUGUAGUAGCUUCUUUCUAGUUAAGCCUCCAGACUAAGUAAUGUGUAUAGUUAAAUGACAAUCACUCGACUCUCUGUAUCGACAAUUGACGACGGAAAUCUCUGAGCCGUGAUAAGCUGCCACGCACCGAACCCCUUUCUUCGUGUCCCCCUCUUUCCCCCUGACUCCUUAUUCUUACAACGAGGUUUUUCCUUCUGCCCCGAUCAUCGGACCUUCUUUUCCCAAGGGACCCUCCACCGAGCUGGCGGACUACUAGCGCGAAUUCGCGAGCUUUCAGAAAUCAGAAGUGUAAAUAAAAAAAUGGACCUAAAAAUCAUGGAUUCGUCUCUGAUAAGUCGCCGUUGCCGCGACUUGUUUGUCUGAAAGUGUCUAGAUCGACAAAUAAGUCGAUGUUUCUCGUGUAAAACAAAAUUAUGAUUGUUGCAUAAUUAUUGGAUAAUUUGUAUACUCCGAGAGUAUCAUGCGUGUGUGCGCGAUAAACUUUCUUUUAUCUCGUAACCGAUACUUUAACUCCACUGUGUGUGUAUGCGUGUGUUGGCUCUCUAAUUGGUUCUUUUAAUCGAGACGAGAAAUUGUUCGCACGGAUAUUUAAAAAAUAUUUCGUUUGAUGAAUUUGUUAGGAAGUUGAAGUAGCAUUUUUGAUAUUUCGUGUUUCUCUCAGCGUUCGGAGAUUUCACGAAAAAUCUCAGGUUGUACAUACACGAAAUUUACUGUUUCUUCGAUAUUAGCACUCUAGCUUUAUCAGCAAUCUUGCCGUUUAUAUUUUCGCAGAAACUUCCAAAUCUAUCGUGUCAGCUGCGCCUUUUAACUCUCACAUUUUCCAAAUUCCGUGCCCAGGAAAAUCCUUGAUUUUCUGCGUCUACUUUCCUCCUUUCCUUCACAGUUUCGCAGUCGUCGUUCUCCGUUGCAAUCGAUGUCUGAUGUCACAAUUCCGCGCAUCACUCUCGUUGAAAAAUGAUUUCCUGCUUGAGAGAUAUUUUUUAAAUGUUUGAAAAGAAAAAGAACAUCCAUACUCUGGAUGCUCUCUCUUUCUCUCUCUUGCAAAUGAUGUGCUUGCGGAAUCGUGUCAUCAGGACUUCGAUCAUCGGCGAGGCGCGCUCUGAAACUGAUAGAUCUUAAAAACAAAGAAGAUACAUGUGAGAGAGAAAACCAAUCAUGGGCCAGGAAUUGCGUUGCAAGUCACAAUCAGCUCGUCUCCGGCAAAACAGAGAAUUUUCUUUUCGUGAGAAAACUAAUGGGGAACCAUUGUCAGAGCGGGCGUUUUACAGUUAAGCUCUUUCUUAGUAAGUUCGAUUAGGGAUUAAUCUAUCGGGUAGAGAAGACGGACAUCGCGAGCGAUCCCUCUGUUCGUCGCGCUUGCACCGCGAUGCGAUUCGUGAUGCGAGUGCGUGGCAGGAGAGAAUUAGGAAAAAAGAAGAGAAUUAUUCAGGGACAAUUGUAACGCGGAGAAAGGAGGACAAGUAAAAUGAAGGAGAGAGGAAAUUUCUUUUUGGAUCUCGUCGGCACGAUCGACAGGUCGAUUUUUCUAUUAUCGAUCAGCAUUUACGCGAGACACGCGCACGUCCACACAUGUCACAUUUAUCACACACAUACCACACAUCGACACACAUGACACGCGAAGACAUACGAUUGACGAUCUUCCACGUGCCUUCUUGGCGCGACACGCUUACACAAAAAUGAAUACGUACGGUAUACGCCGACGCGAUAUUAUUAACAAUAUCGCCCACGACCUUUUUAUAGCUCGACUCUUGGACCCCCUUUUAUGAGAAAUAUUUUUUAUUUUCUAUCGACAGAUCUGGAGAUGCCUUUAUCGUUCGGUCUCCUCCUAAAUGAUCGAUGAACGUUUUCAAUGAAUGACGCCUCGCAUAACUCAACUAAAUGCAAAUUCUGUAUCUUGAAUUCUUUUUCUCGAAUUUUAUACUUUAUGGCCAGCUUGCAUCGAAAAUUGUACGUUUUGUCGCGAAAUGUUUGAUUUUAUUAUUGGAAUUCGAAUGAUAACAUUUUGCGCGGAUUUAACGGAAAAUUGCAUGCGUGAUUUAUUAUCUUAUUUUUAUUAUUUUCGUAAUGCGUAUUAGGCGAAGGUAACUUUGCAGAAAUUCUUGUGAUUUGUCGAAUCUCAUCGCGCGGAAAGAGUUCCUUUACGUUUCACGUGCACGUGUAGAAAAGUACCUCAGGAAAUGUUGUAAGGGAAUUUGUACAUAUCACAAGUACGAGAAUUUUGCUUGUACAUUUGUAUGAUAUCUUCCAGGUCUGUCUGUGUCAGCAUCUUACGAAUAUCCCGUUCCUCACUUUGAUGUUAUCGGUAUUAUCAUCGUUCACUUCUUCCCGCUGACAUUAUCGUUUCUUUUUUUUGCGUUACUCCCGCCUCUUUUACUUUUAAUCUUACUUUUGUACUUUUUAAUCAUCGCCGGUUGCUAUUAUUAUUUUCGCCACUGCGAUCAUUAUCUUUAUAAGCGCUAAUUAUUAUUAAUUGUCUACUCUUAUUGUAAUUGCCUUAUUCUUACGUUUAAUAAAUUCUUUUCCUUUUUUUAAUCUUAGCAUUAACGACGCGCUUAAUUAUGUGCCGAGAGAGAGGCCACUCUUUUCUCGCUAAAGCAACACGUCUUUUAGUUCAUGUAUUCUUUGCGUAAUCACCCUAAUUUUAGUUCUCCUAAACUUUUUACUGGCGGUGCCACUCCGUUCACUAUUCUCAUCUAUCAUUAUCACCUGCUACUACUCUGCUACUAUUACUACUCUUACUAUUAUUCACUAUUCACUACUUUCUACUAUCAACACACUGUUACUCUUUUUGUUUCAUAUCUUUUCUUCUUCUAUUAGAAAAUCAGAACGGACCGCAUUGCUUGCAUCAAUUUCAAAUUAUCAGCGUAUUCUCAACUAAAUUGCGAAAAAUGGAAUUAUAAAAAAGUAAGGAAAAAAUGUAACAUAUUUUAGAUUUCUACAUUAUUCGAGAUCAGUAGCAAUGCGGAUCGCAAGUCUCUACGUUUAGCUUCUAUUUCAUAACUAUACUAUACUAUAUUUACUUUCUCUCUUUGUCUCUCUCUCUUUCUCUCUCUGUCUUUAUCUCUCUCUCUCUUCAUCAUCUACAUACUUCUAUUUCUCUUAAUCUUUCUCACAUACUCUCUCUCUCUCUACAUAUAUUAUUAUUAUAAAUAUAUACAUAUAUAUACAUCGUAUGCUUUAUACUACUUCUAUUCUUAUCAUUACUAUAUUACUCUACUAUUGUAUUACUGUACUACUACUUAUGAGUGCUACUGUUGCCGCUCCGACCAAUGUUUGCUCUUACUAUAACCGUCAAUGCGUUUGCGGCUCGUAAGUAAUUGUAUGUCCUUGCCUGUUCUUUAUUUUAUCUCGUUUUAACAAAGCGACCUUUAAUCGAAUUACCACGUGUUUCCUCUGCAUCCCCCUGCUACACAUUUUGACCUUAUACUUGGUGUUUUGCGAAUCUCUGUACCAUGUUUCUCUGUCAUUUCCCCAUCCUUCAUCAUUCAUUCCGCCACUCCCCGAUACGUUUAUUUCUUCCAUCGAAUUCCCGACCCCGAUAUCACCGAGUGUCGAAGCGAGAAUAAAAAGACUUCGCGCGAGCGAGCAGGACGAAAGUAACGUAUACAUAUAAUUAAUCCGAUUUGUCAAGAAAACGAUUGAAAGAAGAAAAAAAAUAAACCUACCCGUUUUUUGUGUUCU